Messenger RNA from Echinococcus granulosus, 1263 nucleotides. RefSeq names its product Cytoplasmic tRNA 2-thiolation protein 2. The record is from RefSeq and is a predicted model, not a curated record. Lineage: Eukaryota; Metazoa; Platyhelminthes; Cestoda; Cyclophyllidea; Taeniidae. The transcript has 10 exons. Gene Ontology annotation, biological process: tRNA wobble position uridine thiolation. Gene Ontology annotation, molecular function: tRNA binding; sulfurtransferase activity. The coding region runs from base 1 to 1263 and encodes 420 amino acids. Gene Ontology annotation, cellular component: cytosol.
AUGCAAACAAUUCAUUCACCGGCUUACUUGAACUCGGGCGUGUUAGGUCUACCUUUAGCGAGGCGCGUGUCUGUUCAGAACCCAUAUGUUGAGCAACCGUAUCCUGUAAGGCAGGAGGAAGCCAUGAAGGCUGCGGGUUUUGAGUAUCGGAUUAUCCCAUUCACUGAGACAAACUGCAGUUAUGUCGUUUCGACUCGCAUUACCAAUUCCACUCUGACGGCAGCUGAAGAGAUGUUGCGAUGGCAGCGUUUACAAUACUUAUUGAUCUACACAUCUCGUGUCCUGGGUUACAAAUACCUUUUGGUGGGCGAUAAUGCCAGCCAGUUGGCUGCUCGCUGUCUUGCCGGCAUCGCUCAAGGUCGUGGUGGGACUGUUGCAACCGAAUUGGACUUCGCCGACACGCGUUAUAGUGAGGUAACUAUUCUGCGUCCGAUGUACAACUUCCUUGCCAAAGAGGUGGCAUUGUUUCUCCACUUUGCCGGCCUUGAUACGGUAGUAGAGAUGGGCUUAAGUGCACAACAGAACGUUGCGUACGGUCCGGGAGUCAGCUCAAUCCAGCGCCUUACACAGGACUUUAUCGGCUCCCUCCAAUUUGCUGGAUACCCCUCAACCACAAUGGCUGUGCUCAACGCUGCUUCGAGAACACUUUCAUCUGAAAACAGAUCCGAUCAACGCUGUACGGUUUGCUACGCUCCACUACCGCGUUCAAAUCAGGAAAACAGCUUGGAAGAAACUGUUACAGCGUUAUCAGCGUAUGAAUUCUCUGCACGGAUAUCAAGGAAUUCAAAGACUAGCUGUAAUCCUGCCUCACCACCACCCUUUCCUCCACCUAAUUCUCCCGCCUUAUGCUCUUGCUGCUUGUUCAACCGGACCGAGCUGCAAAAGGCUGUUCACGUGCCUAACAUUAUUAUGCAAGGAUUUAGUAGCUGCAUCUCCAGCCUAGAUGAGAAUUUCCCAUUGCACAUCACUCAGUCGUUUAGUUGGCAGCAUCGGCCCACCCAGAACUGGCGGCCAAGGCCUUAUCGCAACACCGUAUUUAGUCGUGUUUUAUUCGGGCAAAUGAAUCAUAAAAAAACACGCUUCUCACCCCAGUGCGAGUUGGAAUUAUUUCCACAUUUGAGUUGGACGAAUUCUUAUCCUGCACAAGUAGCUCCAGCGUUGGGCAUUGGCCGAAACCAAAACUGCCGCCUGAUUGGCUGGUUGCUGAUCAAACGAUUUGCGAUUCCCAGAAAAUCCACGGAGCGUGAGAAGAAGAAGCCUUAG